CGCUCUAAAGCAGCAGAUAAGGCGAGGCAACUGCGACCUCUGUCCCUCAUUAAUCGUUACGAUUUCUCGUCCUGUGUCAGUUAAUAGUUCUCAAUGCCUAGUCUCUAGUUCUUCACAUCGUUUCUCCCCACAGUAUUCAAGCAGAUUUAAAAUAAGAUCAACUUGUGUGACUUUACUUGAACUUAAAGUGAACAGAAAUGUCCACCAAGUUCGACCAGGGUUCCGCCAAGGCUUUGGAAGCCCUGAACUACAAGCUGUACCCGUCUCUCCAAGAUGACGUAGAGACGAUACGGGUUCUUAACCGUCGGGAAAAGGGGAGACAACUUGCCCUCCAGAGUCUCGUCAUCGAUAAGUUUGAGAAGCAGGCGGCUGCGAAUCCGAAGAAAGAAUUUCUCAUUUUCGAAGACAAUGUCUUCACGUACGAGUUUGUUGAUCAGAUGGCCUGCAAAGUGGCUAACAUUGCCAAGUCCUGGGGUUUGAAGGCUGGUCAGAACGUGGCCAUCAUGAUGGAGAAUGAGCCGGCCUUCGUGUGGACAUUUCUUGGUAACCCAAAGCCCGUGAAGGUCAGUCAGGGCCGAGCCAAUGCUCUCUGCAUUACUCUGCUGGCUGUCAGCUUAAACUCCUCUGAUCGUCUUUACAUUGUGCUACCCCUGUACCAUACAGUUGGGCUAGGUAUCGGGCUGUUUAGCGCUAUAUUUGUAGGUGCAACAGUUGUGCUGAGUCGCAAGUUCUCGGCUUCUCAUUUCUGGUCGGACUGUAGACGUCACGACGCAACGGUUUUUCUGUACAUCGGGGAGCUAUUCCGCUAUCUACUGGCACAGCCACAGAGCGAGCUGGACUCCAAGCAUUCAGUGAGAGCAGUGUACGGCAACGGCCUCCGUCGAGACAUCUGGUCAGAGGUAGAAAGACGUUUCCGCAUUCCACAAAUCAUGGAGUUUUUCGGAGCUACUGAAGGAACUAGUCUAUUUCUGAACGCCACAGGGAAGCCAGGAGCUGUGGGACGGCUGUCUCCACUGUUGUCUUUAUACAACGACGACAAAGCUCUUGUCAGAUUCGACUACGCCACCGCAGCACCUCUACGGGACAAAAAUGGACGCUGCAUGAAAGUGAACAUAGGAGAGCCAGGCCUGUGCCUGUCGAUAAUUCCACCAAAUGUGUUGGAAAAUGGAGCUUAUCGUAUCUACCACGGACCAAGCUCAAACAAUGAGAAGAAAAUGGCACGGGACGUGUUCCAGGAAGGAGAUGUGUACUUCAACUUUGGCGACGUGCUCGUCAUGGAUAAGGACUACUGGGUAUACUUCCACGACAGGAUCGGAGAUACAUUCAGAUGGAAAGGAGAAAAUGUUUCCACAUUAGAAGUGUCCAACGUGAUGACUUCUCUGUCUUUUGUAUAUGACGUCUACGUCUAUGGCGUCAAAGUCCCAGGGCAUGAUGGCAAAGCGGGAAUGGCUGCAGUGACCAUGAAUAAAGGCCAGAGUCUGGGACCAAAGGAGCUUCUGAAAUUAUAUGACCACGUGAUGGUGGAGCUUCCCAACUACGCAAGACCUUUGUUUUUGCGAAACUUAGGGCAACCGGUGAUUACGAACACUUUCAAACAACGCAAAGUGGAACUCAUCGUUGAAGGCUACGACCAAAAUGUAAUUACAGACCCUUUGUUUUUCUUGGAUCAUGAAAAUUCCACUUACAGUACUCUGACGCAGGGACAUCUUUCUAAACUUUUAUCCUCCAAGUUAUGAUUUUCUAGAUUUGACAGAAAGACGUUAUAUCUAAACCAAAUUUUGUGACAGAAAUCAUUUACAACCAGCACCUUAAGUUAAGGAAUUACAGAUCUGCUGUAUAGUGCGUGCUUUUGUGAAAAUUUAAAGUCUUCGUUGGUUACUAGCGUAUUGUUUUGUCGUUGCUAUGCUAUGUUUCCUUCUUAAUAAUGUUGGCCCGUCAUUCAUGUUGCUUUUGACACUUUUGUCUAGUGGAAACUUGUAAUGUGAAUUAAGCAAAGUAUGAUCUUUGAUUCUCAAUCUCACACUCAAGGUUUUUCAAUAGAAGAAAAAGAAAAAGAAGAAGAAGAAGAAGAAGAAGAAGAAGAAGAAGAAGAAGAAGAAGAAGAAA
Aplysia californica (California sea hare) is the source of this 2106-nucleotide messenger RNA. RefSeq names its product long-chain fatty acid transport protein 6. The record is from RefSeq and is a predicted model, not a curated record. Gene Ontology annotation, molecular function: long-chain fatty acid-CoA ligase activity; long-chain fatty acid transmembrane transporter activity. Lineage: Eukaryota; Metazoa; Mollusca; Gastropoda; Aplysiida; Aplysiidae.